GUAAAACACUUAAUUCAGCUUUGAGAAAUGGGAAGCUUAAUUUCACAAUUCUCUACCAGGCACAUAAUUCUGUCUGGCAACUUGUCUGACUACCAAAUCCAAAGGUUGAUUGGAGAGGGGACCUUUGGGAAAGUUGCCUAUUGCACUACAGUAGGCACAAAAGAAAAUGUUGCAGUCAAGAUCCUGAAGAAAACCCCAACUAAUCUCCAGAAUGGUACACGAGAGGUGCAAAUACUGAGAAAGACCAACAAUCUGGAUCCAGACGAGUACAAUUUAGUUCGUUUUAUUGAAUUUUUUGUUCAUCAGGACAAAGUUUGUCUGGCAUUUGAGAAGCUUGAUCAGACCCUAUGUGACUUGAUAAAGGAUAAUGGAAAACUUAAUGUAAAGGAAAUCCGGCCAAUAGUACAACAGAUGCUUGUGGCACUAGAUGCACUCAACAAGAUUGGCAUAAUUCACACGGAUAUAAAGCCUGACAAUAUUAUGCUCGUGGAUCACAGGGAGCGUCCUUUUAAAGUCAAACUAAUAGAUUUUGGUGUGGCUAUUCUGGCCUCUGAAAACCAUCAAGGCAAGACAAUGCAACCUUUGAUAUACAGAUCUCCAGAGGUCAUACUGGGGCUUCCAAUCACUGCCGCCAUAGAUAUGUGGUCUCUUGGGUGCGUCCUAGCCUAUCUGUAUGUUGGCAGGGACCUGUAUGGUAGGGCAGUGUGCGAAUACGACAUGUUAAGAUUAACUGUACAUUUGCAAGGUCAGCCGAGAAAGGAGCUGCUGAAUGAUGGGACUAAAACCCAGAAUUUUUUCUUUGCUUCUGAAGCAAAAUGGAGGCUGAAGACACCAGCAGAGUCUGAUUUUGAAGGAGGACGUGAUGUGGCAAAGGGUUUAUGUAUGCGAUCUCUAGAUGACCUGUACCACCCAAAGCCAAAACAAGGAUGUGAGCAUGAAGACACACAGACAUUUCUGAGUCUGUUAAAACAGAUGCUGCAUCCAGAUUGGGAUAGAAGAAUUACUCCCAGUGAAGCUUUGCAACAUUCAUUUAUUACAGAGGGACACCUGCAUGUAGAAUCAACUUCUGGCCCAAUUAGUGAAGUUGCCACAGCUUCCAGAGUUCUUACUAUAAGUAGGCCUACACAUGCAGAUCCACCAGAUGGGCAUGAAGAAGGAUCCUACAACUUGAGAAGAAACUAAAAAAAGAAAAUCUGCAAUUUUGCCAGAGAUGACACGCAUGAAAAACUGAUUCCCUGUGACAAGAUUAAAAAUAGUUGGACUUUUCUCUGGUUUCCUGCUCUUUAGACAUAUGGACCUCACAGUUAAUGAAACAGCUACCCAGUUUUAGUGAGGUUUGUGCAUAAUGAAAACUGUCCAAGUGCAAAAGUCAGUUUGCCUGAUUUUAGUUAGCAGAUGUGUGCGCACACAGCUGUCUGAAAUCACAAAUCAACUUUCUAUUGAAAUUUCCGUCAAAAACGACAACUGGCCUGUUAAUGACAUUCAGGCAGCUCUAUAGCGAGUUAUAGUAGCCUAUAAUGUAGUUUUAUCAAUGUCUGAAUCCUUACUAAUAAUCUUGUUCACGUGUCACUGAAUGUAUCCGGGAUUUUGCAGACACAUUAGGCCUACUGAUGAUAUGUUUGUUGUCCACAGCUGGCUGUGUGUCAGAUUCUUUCCUUUGAGUUUAACAAAUAGCCUAACUGCAGCGAUCACACAGCAGCAGAAACCAUAAGUGCGCCUCCAAAUGAAGGGACACUGUGCGCAUUUACGCACACGGCACAGCAUCAGUAACUUCAGAUUUAACAGUAAUUCAUGUCUUCUCUAACCAUCCAA
Messenger RNA from Thunnus maccoyii (southern bluefin tuna), 1812 nucleotides. Its product is annotated as homeodomain-interacting protein kinase 3-like. The transcript has a single exon. NCBI's taxonomy places the organism in Eukaryota, Metazoa, Chordata, Actinopteri, Scombriformes, Scombridae. The record is from RefSeq and is a predicted model, not a curated record. Bases 28 to 1182 code for a protein of 384 amino acids. Gene Ontology annotation, cellular component: nucleus; PML body; cytoplasm. Gene Ontology annotation, molecular function: protein tyrosine kinase activity; protein serine/threonine kinase activity; transcription coactivator activity. Gene Ontology annotation, biological process: positive regulation of transcription by RNA polymerase II; intrinsic apoptotic signaling pathway in response to DNA damage by p53 class mediator; peptidyl-serine phosphorylation.